UUGAGUAGCAGAAGGCGAAUAUAUUAACUUGACGUGUCACUUUUCCAGCAAAAAGAAGUAUCUGUUCUUAUUUCAAUAAUUUUGCAUUUUUAUCAAAUUUAGUUUUGAAAAAAUCGCAUGUGGAGAGAGAACUUAGCAAAAACAUACUUGUUUUCGAAGUUGCAGGUAUAUUAACUUGAAAAACAUACAAAAUCGCACUUGGUUCUUUGCAAAAAAAAAUUGACACAACCGCAGUAGUAUUCAGUAUCCAUCAAGAUUUCUAAAAAUACAAAACGACUCAAAAGAUCCAAAAUGUUAACGAACUUUGAGUCAAAGUCGGCACGGGUUAAGGGCUUAUCCUUCCACCCAAAACGGCCUUGGAUUCUUGCCAGUUUACACACUGGCGUAAUUCAAUUAUGGGACUAUCGUAUGCACACACUACUUGAGAAAUUCGACGAACACGAUGGACCGGUUCGUAGUGUUGCCUUCCAUCAACAAAUGCCACUAUUCGUUUCGGGAGGCGAUGACUAUAAGAUUAAAGUUUGGAAUUAUAAACAACGCCGGUGCAUAUUUACACUGUUGGCCCAUUUGGAUUACGUGCGCACUGUUGCUUUCCAUCAUGAGUAUCCUUGGAUAUUAAGCUCUUCAGAUGAUCAAACCAUUCGCAUUUGGAAUUGGCAAUCAAGAAAUUGCAUUUGUGUGCUUACCGGUCACAACCACUAUGUAAUGAGUGCGCAGUUCCAUCCGACGGAAGAUCAAAUAGUGUCUGCGUCCUUGGAUCAAACAGUGCGUGUAUGGGACAUAUCGGGUUUACGCAAGAAAAAUGUUGCACCUGGGCCAGGUGGGCUAGAGGAUCAUUUGAAAGGACAUCCGGGAGCUACAGAUCUCUUUGGUCAAGCUGACGCAGUAGUUAAGCACGUAUUGGAGGGUCAUGAUCGUGGUGUAAAUUGGGCUAGUUUCCAUCCGACCUUACCACUUAUUGUAUCCGGCGCUGAUGAUCGUCUUGUGAAAUUAUGGCGUAUGAAUGAAUACAAAGCCUGGGAAGUUGAUACGUGCCGUGGUCACUAUAACAAUGUAUCGUGUGUGCUCUUCCAUCCUAGACAAGAUUUGAUACUAUCAAAUGGUGAAGAUCGUAGUAUACGUGUUUGGGAUAUGACUAAACGUCAAUGUUUGUACACAUUCCGUCGGGAUGGAGAACGUUUUUGGAUACUCACUGCACAUCCUACAUUGAAUUUGUUUGCUGCUGGGCAUGACGGAGGAAUGGUAGUUUUCAAAUUGGAGAGAGAGCGUCCAGCCUACGCUGUGCAUGGCAAUUUACUUUAUUAUGUUAAAGACCGUUUCCUUCGCAAAUUAGAUUUCACAACUACCAAAGACACUGUCGUAAUGCAAUUACGUGGUGGUGGCAAAUCUCCUGUACACAGCAUGUCUUAUAAUCCGGCUUUGAAUGCAGUUCUCGUAUGCACCCGAACUAAUAAUCUCGAAAAUAGCACCUACGAUCUAUACCAGAUACCAAAAGAUUCAGAAUCGCAAAAUGAGUCAGAAUCUAAACGUUCAUCUGGCAUAACUGCUAUAUGGGUAGCCCGUAACCGUUUUGCUGUACUUGAUCGGAAUCAGCAAUUAGUAAUUAAGAACUUCAAAAAUGAAGUUACCAAAAAAAUACCAACCUUCUGCGAAGAAAUCUUUUAUGCUGGUACGGGAAUGCUAUUAAUCCGGGACCCUGAAUAUGUAACGCUUUAUGAAGUGCAACGACUAGUAUCCGUUGGCUGCAUUAAGUUGGCCAAAUGUCGUUAUGUGGUUUGGUCUGCUGAUAUGUCGUUGGUGGCUUUACUUUGCAAACACUCUGUCACUAUAUGCGAUCGUCGACUACAGUAUUUGUGCACAAUUCAGGAGAAUUGCCGCGUUAAGUCUGGUGCCUGGGAUGACUCAGGUGUCUUCAUUUAUACAACAAGCAAUCACAUUAAAUAUGCUAUUACUAAUGGUGACCAUGGUAUUAUUCGCACACUUGACUUGCCAAUUUACUUGACUCGUGUUAAGGGCAAUCAAGUUUUUUGUCUAGACCGCGAGUGUCGCACACGCGUACUCCAUAUUGACUCGACGGAAUACAAAUUCAAGUUGGCUCUCAUUAAUCGUAAAUACGAUGAAGUUUUGCAUAUGGUGCGUAAUGCACGUCUGGUGGGUCAAAGUAUAAUUGCUUACUUACAACAAAAAGGAUAUCCGGAGGUGGCUUUACAUUUCGUAAAGGACGAGAAAACACGUUUCGGUUUGGCUCUGGAGUGUGGUAAUAUUGAAAUCGCUUUGGAAGCUGCUAAAGCACUCGACGACAAGGAUUGCUGGGAUCGCCUGGGUCAAGCCGCAUUAUUGCAGGGUAAUCAUCAAGUUGUUGAAAUGUGCUACCAACGCACAAAGAACUUUGACAAGCUCAGCUUCCUCUAUUUAAUUACUGGCAAUUUGGAAAAGCUAAAGAAGAUGAAUAAAAUUGCCGAGAUCCGCAAGGAUGUGUCAGCCCAAUAUCAAGGAGCUUUGCUCUUGGGUGAUGUCAAAGAACGAGUCAACAUUCUCAAAAAUUGUGGACAAUUGUCUUUGGCUUACCUCACCGCUGCAACUCAUGGCUUACAAGAACAAGCUGAACAAUUGGAGACAGCAAUCACACAAGAAGGGAACGAGCUGCCUCUGGUCAAUCCAAAUGCCACAUUAUUACAACCCCCUGUACCCAUACAGCAGGUCGAAAGCAACUGGCCUCUACUUACCGUAUCAAAGGGCUUCUUUGAAGGUGCAAUGAUUACACGUGCAGGUACUAGUGCCACCGCCAGACAAGCGUUGAACGCCAAUGCUGACGUAGCUGCCUUGGAUGAUGUCGGCGCCGGUGACGGUUGGGGCGCAGAUGCUGAUUUGGGUCUUGGCGACGAUGGUGAUGAUGAAAUGCACGAUGCCUUAGAUACUGAACCUGGUGCUGAAGGCGUCGGCGAAGAUGGCGCUGGUUGGGAUGUAGGCGACGACGAUUUGGUUGUGCCGGAGGAAUUGGCUUCGAAAAUUAAGGCUUCAGCUUUGGAUAAUGGCUUUUAUGCGGCACCAAAUAAAGGGCUGUCCGCGGCGCAACACUGGGCCAACCAUUCGCCAUUAGUAUUGGAUCACAUAAAAUCUGGUUCAUUCGAAUCUGCAUUCCGUCUACUCAACGAUCAAUUGGGUGUGAUUAAUUUUAAGCCUUUUAAAACACUAUUUCUACAAAAUUAUACUUGCGCGCGCACAAGUUUUACAGCAAUGCCUAACUUGCAGCCUUUAACUGCAUAUCCACUACGUAAUACUGGUGAGACAAAUCCGAAAAAUCAGCGCCCAGCUUUGGGAAUAAAAUUAAAUGAUUUAGUACAACGCCUCCAAGCCGGAUAUCAAUUGACCACCGGCGGUAAAUUUACCGAAGCUAUUGACAAAUUCCAUUCCAUAUUGUUACACAUACCCCUGUUGGUGGUAGAGACAAAACAAGAUAUAGCAGAAACUCAACAACUGCUAAAAAUCUGUUCUGAAUACAUACUCGGUUUAAAGAUGGAAACUGAACGUAAGGGUAUGCCGAAAUCCACAUUAGAGGAGCAGAAGCGCCUUUGCGAAAUGGCUGCAUACUUUACACAUUGCAAAUUGCAGCCUGUCCAUCAAAUUCUUACGUUACGCACAGCUUUGAAUAUGUUCUUCAAGUUGAAGAACUAUAAGACAGCAGCAUCAUUUGCACGACGACUACUCGAGUUGGGACCACGUCCGGAAGUGGCUCAGCAAGUACGUAAAAUAUUACAGGCUUGUGAAGUCAAUCCCAUUGACGAGCAUCAAUUACAUUAUGAAGAAUUCAAUCCAUUUAAUAUCUGUGGCAUAAGUUAUAAGCCGUUGUACCGCGGAAAGCCAGAAGUAACAUGCCCAUUCUGUGCUGCAUCGUUUGACCCACAAUACAAAGGCAACCUAUGCACCGUAUGCGAAGUAAGCGAAAUCGGCAAGGAUAGCAUCGGUUUGCGAAUAUCGAAUUUGCAAUUUCGUUAAAUCUUUAAAAGAACUGCAAACGACGCGCUUGUGUUUAGUUAUUAUGCCAGCAAUGGCUUUAAAUGGUGUGCCCGUAUUAGGACACCAAUCAUAUAUGUUUAAUUUUUAGCCUUAAAUUUCUACUGGAACUUAUAUACUUAUGCUAACAUAUAUUUAGAACUAUCCGUAUUUGUUUCCACUAAAGAAAUAUUAAAUAAAGUAUGAUUAUGAAUGUUUA
Molecule: messenger RNA, 4213 nt
Organism: Ceratitis capitata (Mediterranean fruit fly)
Lineage: Eukaryota; Metazoa; Arthropoda; Insecta; Diptera; Tephritidae
Gene: alphaCOP
Product: coatomer subunit alpha
Exons: 3
Coding region: 292-3996 (1234 amino acids)
Biological process (GO): retrograde vesicle-mediated transport, Golgi to endoplasmic reticulum; intra-Golgi vesicle-mediated transport; intracellular protein transport
Cellular component (GO): COPI vesicle coat
Molecular function (GO): protein binding; structural molecule activity
Source: RefSeq, a predicted model, not a curated record